Molecule: messenger RNA, 2847 nt
Organism: Brenthis ino (lesser marbled fritillary)
Lineage: Eukaryota; Metazoa; Arthropoda; Insecta; Lepidoptera; Nymphalidae
Source: the annotation of a GenBank genome assembly
AUGAAAGAAAAAUGGAAUUUUAUUUUGUAUCUAGUGUGGUUUUCUUAUCUUACACUAUCCGCAGUUCUUAUGUUCGGUCAGGGUUUCUUAUUAUCCCGUAAAACUUUAAGUGAUAUAUCAGAAUGUUUGCCUUUAAAUACUAUUGGAUGCGAUGGACAGGUUAAAUACAAUGAAAACAGUGUAUGUAACGAGACCGAAAAAAUCAAGAGAAUUUUAUCCAAUAUUGGCUCACCACUUGCAUGUGUCCCUAGUCAAAAUAGAGUGGUAUUUGUGUUAGUAGAUGCCUUACGGUAUGAUUUUACUGAUUUAAAUGAAAAUAAUGAAAAGCCUUUAAUUUAUCAAAACCGUCUACCAGUUAUAAGAAAGACGGUGGAACGAUGGCCAAAACGCGCGCGGCUUUUUCGAUUUAUGGCUGAUCCGCCUACGACAACAUUGCAGCGAAUUAAAGCUCUAGUCACAGGUUCAUUACCUACUUUCGUUGAUGUGAGCUCAAAUUUUGCUGCUAUUGAAAUGCAAGAAGACAAUCUAAUUGAUCAAUUAGUCAAAGGAGGCAGAAAUGUUGUACUUUUAGGAGAUGACACCUGGGCUCGCUUAAUGCCUGGAAGGUGGCUUCGAUCCCAUGCUUUGUAUUCAUUUCAUACAUGGGACUUAGAUACUGUUGACAAUGAGAUUGACUCAAAAAUUUAUGAUGAGUUUAAGAAAAAUGACUGGGACCUCCUUGUUGCUCACUAUCUUGGAGUUGAUCAUGCUGGUCACAGAUAUGGUCCUAAUCAUCCAGAAAUGGCAAGAAAACUGGAUGAAACAAAUGCAAGAAUUGAAAAAAUGAUUGAGACACUUCCACAAAAUACUAUACUUUAUAUUGUGGGUGAUCAUGGAAUGACUGAAUCAGACUUACAUGAAUGGAUUGAUUCAGAGGGUGACCACGGUGGUGAGAGCAAAGCUGAACGUACGGCAACAUUAUUUGCAUAUUCUCAUUUAGAAUUCUAUGGAGAUGAAAUGGAUAGGCUUACUGGCAAGGAAGUGCAACAAACUGAUAUGGCAUCAACUCUUAGUGCAGCUUUAGGAAGACCACCUCCGGCUCCGUCUCUAGGAAACUUAUUGUUUCCUAUAUUGCCAAAUAUGCCUAUUACUCAUACUUUAUUACAUUUGACCAAUAAUUUGAAACAGGUAACAGAAUAUUUAAUAAGAUAUGGUGAAGAAUCCCAGCAAAUUUCAUUGGAAAAAUUAGCUCACUUGAUUAAUGAUACUAGAGAACAGUUAGAUAAAGCACCUAAUAUAGAGACUGAGGAAGAUUUAAAAUUGUAUAUUGCUAAUGUUAAGACAUUAAUGGGCAACGUACGUGGAAUAUUCAGGGAAGUAUGGGUAGAAUUCGAUUCACUCUCAAUGCUUAGGGCUCUAUUAUUACUUCUUUUAGUGGUAUUUUUCAAUUGGAUCAUAACUGAGGGUAUUCCAGUGGAUCGUAUUCCACACGUGUUCGCUAGUUCUUUCGUCCCUAGUGGGCUUGUAUCCAUAGCAGUUUGUAUGGCAGUAUGCUUCACAGGAUAUUAUUUCGAAGUUCUCAAAGAUUUAGAUCAUGCGAUUAUUUUGAGCACAGGCUUAGUUUCGGGGACUAUUACGUGUGCUUUGGUAAUAAUGCAUUGGGACGGUAUUGCUCAAAGAUGGUAUGAAGGUCGUUCGCAAUUUUAUGAACGUUUCGCCCGAGCCGCUCUAUUCGCUUCUGCGGUGAUAUUGUCAUCGAAUAGUUACAUAAUAGAAGAAGGCGCUACUUUAGCCUACCUGACUUUGUCUGUACUGGGUUUAAUGGCUUGGAACAUUGGUAACGUAAAGUCUUUGAUGUUAUGGGUCGGGUUUGGGGUUGCUAUAGGCUUGACUCGAUCCUAUAGAGGUUGUAGAGAAGAGCAAGGCGAUUGUUGGACGUCAGGUGCGGGUAUACCUUCGGGUGAUACAUCUCGAGCUGCCUUAGUUCUUGCUUUAGGUUCUGUAGCCGCAGUGGUUGCUGUUGCAAGACGACAUGUUGAAUGGAGAGGCUAUGGGGUAGUGAUAGCUGGAAUAUUUGCGUGUGCGCAUUGGGCUGUAGGGUGGGGAUCACUAGGAUCGCCAGGCAGGUCUAAAAUGUUAGCCAGAGGAGCUUGGUUGGUUAUUUUAACCAUGUUUGCCCUUUUAUGGAGGAGAGAAGGCAAAGGGCCGACGUUGCCGUUAGUCGUAGCUGGGUUAUUGUUAUAUUUAGCGAAUGCGCUAGUGUUGGGAGCAACGCUUGCACCGACCGCUGCCUUGGCGCUUCUAUCCGGAUUUUUGGCCCUGAACUUGGUACCUAUGUUGAAGACUGAAGGGUCAUCAAAGUUUUCAUUGAGCACGAGAUGCAACUCAAGUAUGGCCUGUCUUUGGGCGUUAUUGGCUUCAUACCAUUUCUACGGGACAGGUCACCACUCUACUCUCGGCAGUGUACGAUGGGCCGCCGUAUUCCACGCAGGCGAUCCAAAUCAUUUGUCGUUUGGAACUGUUAUAUCGGUGUUCUUCAUGUUUAUUUAUUUAUUCGGUAUGCAACUGAUGUUCGGUGCAACGGUACCGCUUCUAGCGCUGUGGGGACGUAAUGGCGCCUCCGCACUGGCGCCUCGUACGCAACUGGCUGCGGUAUUCUCCUUAUGUUUGAAGUUCGCCUUGUGCUUCACUAUUAGGGUUUUCGCUUGUGCAUUAUCAGCAACGAUCCACUGCCGUCACCUCAUGAUAUGGGGUGUGUUCACACCGAAAUUGCUCUUCGAGAUGGGAUCGUGUGCGGCCGCCCUUGUAGGCGCGCUGCUCGGCGCCGCGCUCACCGCCCGCCACCUGCCCGACCAGACGCGCUCAAGU